Molecule: messenger RNA, 222 nt
Organism: Fusarium odoratissimum NRRL 54006
Lineage: Eukaryota; Fungi; Ascomycota; Sordariomycetes; Hypocreales; Nectriaceae
Exons: 1
Coding region: 1-222 (73 amino acids)
Source: RefSeq, a predicted model, not a curated record
AUGCCCAAUACAUGGGUGGGUGCUGUUCGGAUCAGCGCUUCUUGGGGAGUCAAGGCCCUGGAUGCCGGAAGGACUACUGGUAGAACCCAUGCUGAUAGCAAGCGAGAGAAGAUUGAGAGAAGCGCCCUGAGUUUUGGAAGCCCGAGCUCUCUCUUUGACCCUAAUCAGCCACGGACGGAUCCCUCGUGGAGACAUGCACAGGCCCUGGAAGAAAAGCCAUGA